This is a messenger RNA of Dichotomopilus funicola, 1206 nucleotides long. RefSeq lists its product as uncharacterized. The transcript has 2 exons. Bases 1 to 1206 code for a protein of 401 amino acids. Gene Ontology annotation, molecular function: methyltransferase activity. NCBI's taxonomy places the organism in Eukaryota, Fungi, Ascomycota, Sordariomycetes, Sordariales, Chaetomiaceae. Gene Ontology annotation, biological process: methylation. The record is from RefSeq and is a predicted model, not a curated record.
AUGGCCGAAGUUUCAGGUAGCCAAGUCGCUCCCAUAUCUCCUGAUGCCAAUGAAGCACAAAGGGUUACGGCGAACUCUCUCGUCCAAGAAUACCUCCUGGAGCACUUCCCAUUCUACCGCGAGCUUCACGAGCUCCGGGAACAGGCAAGUACCUAUGCCCUCGACUCCUCCUCUAGUAUUCCAUCCCGGACUGACAACAAUACCCAGGGCUGGAAAAGCGAUGCAGGGGAUGCCUUCUUCAAAAAGCAACGCCAGCGCGCCGACAAGGCCAGUGCCAAAGAUAAGGCCGGCUUUUACAAUAUGAUGCGCCUAAUUGGGUUUGAGCUCGACAAGGAAACGAGGGCUCUCACCAUUCAGGGUCGUAGCAACUCCCGCCCGGCCAUCCUCGAUCUCUGUAUGGCUCCGGGCGGUUUCUCCUCGGCCGCCCUCCGCUGCAACCCGUCCGCGCUGCUCCGCGGCAUCUCACUCCCGCCCUCGCAGGGAGGCCACGAGAUGCUCCUCGGCGAGUCCUGGUCCGAGACAGACCCUGAGGCCGAUAUUUACAUCUCCUUCCGCGACAUCACUCUCCUGGCCGAGGAGAUGGGUACUCCCCUAUCCAGCAUCCCAGCGGAACACGCCGACGCCGCAUCUUUCUCGUCCGACCGGCCAUUCCUCGAGCAACAAUUCGACCUCGUCUUUUGUGACGGCCAGGUCCUUCGUAUGCAUGAGCGGUCGGAUUACCGCGAAAACUUCGAGGCCUCACGCCUUUUGACAUCCCAACUCGUCCUUGCCCUCCAGCGCAUUCGCUCAGGCGGCACAAUGGUUAUCCUGCUCCACAAAGCCAAUGGUUGGCAAUCUGUGUUCCUGAUGUACACAUUCGCCGCUUUCACCGACCACAUAAGGCUGUUCAAGCCACUGAAGGCACAUAAAACACGUUCAUCGUUUUACUUGGUUGCGAAGGGCGUGCACCCGGAGUGUGAGGCCGCGUUGGGGGCAGUGCGGCAAUGGAAGGCAAAAUGGAGGAUGUCUACUUUUGGGCUGGGUGAUGGUGACGACGAUGAGCCGGAUGAGGCGAAACUAGAGGUAUUGGAGAGCGGAGGGGAGGAGAAAGUCAAGGCUGUGUUACAGGAGUUUGGACCUGCCUUAGUGAAAAUGGUAGAACCUGUUUUUAGAGUACAGGCGGAGGCGUUGAAGAAAGCAACUUGGAUGAAGAAGAAGAAGACUUAA